CCCAAAAAGCAGGAAGAGAGCAUCCGAGGAGCAGCCGCCGCCCGCGGGAGCCGCGCGUUCCACUCCGGAGGCGGCAGCCCGAUUCUCCCCGAAGUUGGCUCCCGCCUUAGCAGCCGCAUUGGAUCCCACAGCCUACUGCGAGACUCCGGUGUACAAUCCGGAUCUCUGCCCCAACAUGAUCGCGGCCCAGGCCAAGCUGGUGUACCACCUGAACAAGUACUACAACGAGAAGUGCCAAGCCAGGAAAGCCGCCAUCGCCAAGACGAUCCGCGAGGUGUGCAAGGUGGUGUCGGACGUGCUGAAGGAGGUGGAGGUGCAGGAGCCGCGCUUCAUCAGCUCCCUCAACGAGAUGGACAACCGCUACGAGGGCCUGGAAGUCAUCUCCCCCACCGAGUUCGAGGUGGUGCUCUACCUCAACCAGAUGGGGGUCUUCAACUUCGUGGACGACGGCUCCCUGCCGGGCUGCGCCGUGCUGAAGCUGAGCGACGGCCGCAAGCGGAGCAUGUCGCUCUGGGUGGAAUUCAUCACGGCCUCGGGCUACCUCUCGGCCCGCAAGAUCCGCUCCCGCUUCCAGACGCUGGUGGCCCAAGCCGUGGAUAAGUGCAGUUACAGGGACGUGGUAAAGAUGGUGGCGGACACCAGCGAGGUGAAGCUGAGGAUCAGGGACAGGUACGUGGUGCAGAUCACGCCCGCCUUCAAGUGCACGGGGAUCUGGCCGCGGAGCGCUGCCCACUGGCCGCUGCCCCACAUCCCCUGGCCCGGCCCCAACCGCGUGGCCGAGGUGAAGGCGGAGGGCUUCAACCUGCUCUCCAAGGAGUGCCACUCGCUGGCGGGCAAGCAGAGCUCGGCCGAGAGCGACGCCUGGGUGCUGCAGUUCGCCGAAGCCGAGAACAGACUGCAGAUGGGCGGCUGCAGGAAGAAAUGCCUUUCCAUCCUCAAAACGCUGCGGGACCGGCACCUGGAGCUGCCGGGCCAGCCGCUCAACAACUACCACAUGAAGACUCUCGUUUCGUACGAAUGCGAAAAGCACCCGCGGGAGUCGGACUGGGACGAGUCGUGCUUGGGCGAUCGGCUCAACGGGAUUUUGCUGCAGCUCAUCUCCUGCCUGCAGUGCAGGAGGUGCCCGCACUACUUCUUGCCCAACUUAGACCUCUUUCAGGGCAAACCUCACUCGGCCCUGGAAAACGCAGCCAAACAGACGUGGCGGCUGGCCAGGGAGAUACUGACCAACCCGAAAAGUUUGGAGAAACUUUAGAGGGGAGCCCUAAAAGGGCCCGAACCAGCUUCUGUCCUGACGAAGUUUAAGCUUCCCGUUCGAAAAGUCAGAGAUUUCCAAUUGACAUUGCAAACAGUGUUCUC
Molecule: messenger RNA, 1359 nt
Organism: Lagopus muta (rock ptarmigan)
Lineage: Eukaryota; Metazoa; Chordata; Aves; Galliformes; Phasianidae
Gene: MAB21L1
Product: mab-21 like 1
Exons: 1
Coding region: 176-1255 (359 amino acids)
Source: RefSeq, a predicted model, not a curated record